GAAAGAAAGCAAGCGCAUAUGCGGAAUCUCUGCUGGUUUCCAUCGCAUAGGGGCCGCUUCUCCCACACAGCUCCCUUCACUCCCCAAAAAUCUCCCCCCUUCUCAACCUAGGGUUUAGACAAACACACGUGUGGUUGUGACCUAGGGUUUCCUAACAAGUGCAGUGCAUGUUCUCUCAAUGCCUGGAAAUCCACUAACUUCAUCGUCGGCUGUAAACCCUAAAAAGCUCGAAACUGCUGAUUUCGGGACCUCUGAAACUGCUGAUUUUGGGACCUCUUCGGGUGCAAUCCUUCUGAUUUUUCGUUGCUUAAUGAGCGCACGACCCUAAUUUGACUCGGACUCCUGCGAUUUCUCGUGUUCGAAUGGCGCCUAGUCGCAGGAAAGGCGGAGGCAGAGCUUCCGCGGCGGCCGCCACAGCCGCCGCUUGCAAGAAGUGGAAAGUCGGCGAUCUCGUCCUAGCCAAGGUCAAGGGUUUCCCAGCUUGGCCCGCAACGGUAAGUGCGCCGGAGAAGUGGGGAUACACUGCUGGUUGGAAGAAGGUUCUUGUGCACUUCUUUGGAACCCAGCAAAUAGCCUUCUGCAACCCUGCCGAUGUUGAAGAAUUUACUGAAGAGAAAAAAGACACUCUUCUUCUUAGACGCCAUGGGAAAGGUGCUGAUUAUGUCCGUGCUGUUCAUGAGAUUAUUGAAAGCUAUGAAGAGUUGAAGAAACAGGAGCAACUUGUUGAUAUUAACUACGUUGAUGAAGCUAGUGUAACAAAUGCAUUGGACUUAGAUGGUGAUGUUGCAUUAAAUGAUCAGAUUGAGGCUCCUUCCAUAAUGCUUAGUUCAUGUGUAAAGAAGUCUAAUUCUACUGGAGAAAAGGAGGAGUCAAGCCUUCCUGUUGGAGAUGCUGCAUAUGCGACAGAGGCAGAUUUAGGAGAUAGGGAUACAUCGUCUGAGGAGCCUAAUGAUAGUUCAGUAGUUACAAGAAAACCUCGGGCAAAUAUAUUUUCGUCAGAAAAAAGUCGAGGAGAUGUACAGCCACAAAACUCUUCGUCAGAGAAGAGGGAUUCAUCUGCUUCUAGGUCUAGAAGUUCAUCAAGAGUCUACACAAGUAGAUUCCAAAAGAAGUCCAUGUUACCCUCCAGUAAUAGCAAUAAAUUGGCGGAGGACAUAGCUGCUAAAGUUUUGCAGAAUGGUUUGGUGAGAAGGAGCAAAAGAAUCAGGAAAUCACCCGAUGUGUCUGAAGGACAUGAUACUGGUUCACCUGCUCUUCUUCCGAAUGGUGGCAACGAAGAAAAUGGUUCUGAAAUUGUCACGGUUGAAUCGGAUACUUUCAGCCUAACUGAAGGCAGCGCUGUGGAGUCUGGUUGUAAGCCUCUGCAGCCCGAGUCCGUUGUUGAGUGUGGUGAGAGAGAUGUUGAGUUGAGCCUAGCGCUUGAUUUCCAAAUAAAGGCCGUUGUCCUGAAAAAGAAAAGGAAACCAAAUCGAAAACGAGUGACUAACGAUGCUCCUGAGAGUAUUGAUAGGCUAAACAAGAAGGCAGGUGCUGAGAUUGAAGUGCAUAAAGCUGGACAAGUUUCGCGAACUUCCAAUGAAAAGUCCUUGGAAAGGUUCUCCAAAGAAGAUGGCGACGAGCAUCUUCCAUUAGUAAAAAGGGCUAGGGUUCGGAUGGGCAGACCAUCUUCUGUAGGGGAGGAGCUUGAUACCGUCAUGCAAUCGGAAGAUAAAUUAAUAGAAGUGUCAAAUAGCUUUUCUAGGCAGGUUUCUACACAAUCUCAACAACAUGGUCCUGAUAAAAACUUGUUUUUGGUGAACGGAGUUACGGAGAUUCCAUCGCUGCCAAAUAAAGGACCUCAAUCUUCAGCUCAACCGCCUCAGCUUUCGGAUCUCAAGAAAAAACAACAAUUUUGUUGUUCAGUGGAUGGAGAAGCUGCUUUACCUCCGUCUAAACGCCUUCAUCGAGCCCUGGAAGCUAUGUCAGCUAAUGCUGCAGAAGAUGGUCAAAUGGAAGAACCAUUGUCGAAGAAGAUAUUGACUAAUGGAUGUUGUUUAUCGUCCCCAACGGACUCCCUUCACACGUCGAUGGAGAGCGGACUGAGUAAUGGAUUUGGGGUACAGAAUGUAAGCAUUCUUAGCAACAAUGCUUCACUCGGCACCUGUGGGAUUUCGGACAUUUGUGAUCCUGCUGAACCAAAGGAAAUUGUGAAAUCUUCUACAGAAGUUUCGAUCUGUCACAGACCAGUCAGAAGUUCCAGUAGCCCAGAGCAUGAAUUAUGCAAAGAUAUACAUGUGGAUGCUGGGGACCAUUUUGAUUCCAGAGGUAUCAAAUUUUCAUGUUCAGGUACUCAAAAUUGUGAGCCGAUGGUUGUGGCCCAAAUUCCAAAGCCUUUAUCACCUGAUUCUAUUGAAGAACAGACCUGUCUCGGAUGCAAUCAAGGUUCACUGGCUCAGAUGUUGCCUCUGAAGGACGAAUGCAGAAAUGAGAAUCCCGGGUCUGAGUUUAGCAACGAUAAAGCUGAAAAACCUCUGAGUGAACUUGAUUCAUCAGAUCAUUCUGGAAUGUGUUCAGAUUCUGUCUUAAUGGCUGUUGAUCGUAAAUGUUCACCACAAAAUGGUACUAAUUUGCUUCUUUGCAGCACAGAGGGUAGUUAUUCUGGGAGUGCCAAGUUGUGGAAACUUUCCCUUCAUGCAGACGACCAAGUUGAUGGCAUGUGCGAGGUUGUGAAAGAAAUUAAACCAACACAGAGGGAGUCUAAUGGUAUUCUAACGUCUACAUCAGUGAAGGUUAUGGCUGGAGCUGCUGCGGAUGGUCCGCCAAAUUUAUCUCAUUCUAAUUCUGUUUCUGAUGACCAUUUGGGUUAUAAGGAUGUCUCAUCUUCAACUCCUUCAGAUGGUGUAGGCUCUCUUGCACGCGCGUCUCCUCCCAAUACAUCGAUCUGCAAUACUUCAACAUCUGAUAAUGAUAACAUUCUUGAAAAUAAUGGCUGUUGUAGUCCCGAUGUUAAUUUGCACCCUGCGAAAUCCAAAAAUACGGGCAAAUGGAGCAGUAAAGCAGAAGCAGCUACUGCUCUAGCAUCUUUUCAGGCCGUCAUUGGAACAUUAACAAGGACAAAGGAAAGCAUUGGCCGAGCCACUCGCAUUGCAAUUGACUGUGCAAAGUUUGGUGUUGCUGCUAAGGUGGUCGAAAUUCUUGUCCGUGAUUUGCAAAGUGAAUUAAGUUUGCGCAGAAGGGUUGACUUGUUUUUCCUUGUGGACUCUAUCACACAGUGCUCUCGAGGUUUGAAAGGUGGCGUUGGUGGUAUUUAUCCUUCAGCAAUCCAAGCAGUGUUGCCACGCUUGUUAUUAGCUGCUGCUCCUCCUGGAAGUGAUGCACAAGAAAAUCGUAGGCAGUGUUUGAAGGUUUUGAAGCUUUGGUUGGAAAGAAGGAUCCUUCCAGAUUCCAUUGUUCGCCACCAUAUUCGAGACCUUGAGUCCCUCAGUGUUUCAUCUUCUUCUGGUCCCUAUUCUCGUCGGCCCUUGCGCACAGAAAGGGCUUUUGAUGAUCCUAUUAGGCAAAUGGAGGGUAUGCUUGUUGAUGAAUAUGGAAGCAAUUCAAGUUUUCAGCUUCCUGGUUUUCAUAUGCCCCCUAUGCUCAAGGAUGAAGGGGAAGAAAGCGAUUCUGAUGGUGGGAGUUUCGAGGCUGUUACUCCUGAGCACGAUUCCAAAACCCCUGAAGAAACGGAAGGAAUUCCAGUACCUGCAGCAAUAGGGAACCAUAGACAUAUUUUGGAAGAGGUUGAUGGCGAGCUUGAAAUGGAGGAUGUGGCUCCCACUUGUGAAGCUGUUACGAGUUCCACCUCAACUUCUUGCAUCAAUACUUCAAAGUCUAUGCACCCUCAGCUUGAACAACAUUUUCCACCUACCUUCACCCCACCAGUACCUGAGAAUGUGCCGCCAUCGUUUCCUCCUUUGCCAACAUCACCACCACCUGCAGCUCCACCCCCGCCACCAGCCCUUCCACCCCCACCGCCAGCCCUUCCACCCCCACCGCCAGUCCUUCCACCCCCACCACCAGUCCUGCCGCCUAUGCCUCCAAUGCCUGCUUCUGUAUCCGAUAGUCUUGAUUCAAAGCUCUAUAAUGUCAGAGAAAACUUGCAUCAGUUUGGGGCCCAGCAGCCUGUUGCACCUGGAGUAAACUCAAUAAACUCCGAUGCAGUGCUUUAUCAGGCUCCUGAAUCCAGAGACGUUAAGAUGCAAACACAGAUACCAGAUUUCAGCAGUAAUCCUGGGCCGCAUCAGCCAGUUUUACCUAUGAAUGGUGUCCAACAGUCGGAUGGUGCCACCUUCUACAACAAGGGUUAUCAUCUGCCACCACCUCAACCUGCACCAUCAAAUCAGUUCUCUUACGUUCAGUCUGAUCAGCAAGUGCAGUCAAGGGAGCUCCCACCCCCUCCCCCUUCCUAUCCUAACAGAGCCCAUUUUGCGCAGAGCACAGAUGGUGGAAGUUUUUGCACCGACCACGACAGAAUGAACGUGGCCCCACAUGAGCACAGGGAGAGCUGGAGGUUUCCGGGGCCCUCAUUUUCUGGUACGCACUACCCUGAACCUGCCAGAGGGCCAUAUCCUCCUGCGCCGUAUGGUGGCCCACCGUGUGAACCACCAUUACCAAACCAUAUGUGGGGUUUUCCUCCCCAGACUGUGAACCAUAGAGAAUUCACGGCUCAUAGACCACCAUCCAGAGGUCCAAUCCCAGUGGCAACCAGAGCUCCUAGCUUUUGGCAACCAAGAUAAACCGUCACUGUGGUGCUAACAAUGCUGGUAUAACCCGUUUUUGAUCUCGGUACUGCGGCUUGUUGAAAUGUUUGAGAUAAUAUUCUGGUCCAGCUGUUUCUAGAAUUCGGAGGCUCAAUCUUCAGAAAGUUACGCAGCAGUAAACAAAGAAAUGUUUGGUACGUGGUUGUAUAUAUGUUCUUCUAUCCUCUCUUCUGCUAAUGCGCAUGGUUUAGACAGGCCAUUGGUGAAUGGAGAGAGCUGUAACCUAUGUCUAGGCUGUUGACUUAUGUAUGGAUUAUAUCUUCUUCUUUUUUUUUGGAAGUUUGAGAGAAUAAGUCUAAUUUAUGUUUUGAAGCCCUCUAUAGGAUGUUAAUAUCAUUUUUGGGGAAUUUGCUAGGAGUUCUUUUCUAACAACCGUCUUUUUUUAAGAGUUGUCUUAUAUCUUGUAAGAAUUUGUCUGUCUUAUUUUAUUUGUACAUUUCAAGGAGUAUUCAGCAUGAGCCGUUGGUUCAGAGUUAUUGAAACUGAAUGAAAAUUCACAAUUGAGAA
Messenger RNA from Rhododendron vialii, 5285 nucleotides. Its product is annotated as protein HUA2-LIKE 2-like. Lineage: Eukaryota; Viridiplantae; Streptophyta; Magnoliopsida; Ericales; Ericaceae. Gene Ontology annotation, molecular function: double-stranded DNA binding; transcription coregulator activity. The record is from RefSeq and is a predicted model, not a curated record. The transcript has 12 exons. The coding region runs from base 363 to 4754 and encodes 1463 amino acids. Gene Ontology annotation, biological process: regulation of transcription by RNA polymerase II. Gene Ontology annotation, cellular component: nucleus.